Rhinolophus ferrumequinum (greater horseshoe bat) is the source of this 6124-nucleotide messenger RNA. It is a transcript of the gene ASPHD2, whose product is annotated as aspartate beta-hydroxylase domain containing 2. The record is from RefSeq and is a predicted model, not a curated record. Bases 351 to 1460 code for a protein of 369 amino acids. The transcript is spliced from 4 exons. Lineage: Eukaryota; Metazoa; Chordata; Mammalia; Chiroptera; Rhinolophidae.
GCCGAGCAGCGGCGGGGCGGAGGCUCAGCGACGCGGGCAGGGGGCGUCCGCGCGUCCGCGCCCUCGGGCGGCAGAGUCGCCCCGGCCCCAGCAGCCACCCCCGCCGGCCGCGCGCCGGGCGCAGGCUUGGACUUCCUAAAAAAAAAUCCUUUCACAGUGACCAACCUCACUUGCUAAUAUGACAUAAAGCAGCUUUUUCCACCCUACCCACAGUGACUUUUGCCAGACGUGGAGUGGUGGGCACAGGUGGCCUGGUAGUGUGCGAGUGCCGCCCGUGGCAGGAGCCGAGGAACAGUGGCAGCCAUGCCUCCUCCUGCCCCAGCUGCCCCUUCGCCCCCGCGCUAACCUGCAUGGUGUGGGUGCCCUUGGGACCCCAGAGGACUGACUGUCUGACCCUGCUUCACACCCUCCACAACAACUCUCCCAAGAUGUCGCUCGAGUGGCUGGUGGCCUGGAGCUGGUCACUGGAUGGCCUGAGGGACUGCAUCGCCACGGGCAUCCAGUCCGUAAGGGACUGCGACACCACCGCUGUCGUCACCGUGGCCUGCCUGCUGGUCCUGUUCGUGUGGUACUGUUACCACGUGGGCCGGGAGCAGCCCCGGACCUACGUCUCCGUGAACUCCCUCAUGCAGGGCACCGACGCCAACGGGCUGCAGAACGGGUACGUGUACUGCCAGGCCCCUGAGUGUGUACGCUGCACCCACAACGAGGGACUCAACCAGAAACUCUACCACAACCUGCAGGAGUACGCCAAGCGCUACUCCUGGUCCGGCAUGGGCCGCAUCCAUAAGGGCAUCCGCGAGCAGGGCCGCUACCUCAACAGCCGGCCCUCCAUCCAGAAGCCAGAGGUCUUCUUCCUGCCCGACCUCCCCACCACGCCCUAUUUCUCCCGGGACGCCCAGAAGCAUGACGUGGAACUGCUGGAACGGAACUUCCAGACCAUCCUGUGCGAGUUCGAGACCCUCUACAAAGCUUUCUCAAACUGCAGCCUCCCGCAGGGCUGGAAAAUGAACAGCACCCCCAGUGGGGAGUGGGUCACCUUUUACUUGGUCAAUCAGGGGGUGUGUGUUCCCAGGAACUGCAGGAAGUGCCCACGGACGUACCGCUUGCUCGGAAGCCUUCGGACCUGUAUUGGGAACAAUGUGUUUGGGAACGCGUGCAUCUCCGUGCUGAGCCCUGGGACUGUGAUAACGGAGCACUACGGACCCACCAACAUCCGCAUCCGCUGCCAUUUAGGUCUGAAAACUCCAAGUGGCUGUGAGCUGGUGGUGGGGGGCGAGCCCCAGUGUUGGGCAGAAGGCCGCUGCCUGCUCUUUGAUGACUCUUUCCUACACACCGCUUUCCAUGAAGGUUCAGCAGAAGAUGGCCCAAGGGUGGUUUUCAUGGUGGAUUUGUGGCAUCCAAAUGUCGCUGCGGCUGAACGGCAGGCCCUGGAUUUCAUCUUUGCUCCAGGCCGAUGAGAACAUUUGCGGUGCUGGGGUCGGCAAGAAUGGCCGUGGGUCAGCCCGGGCAGGCUUGGUACUGUCCGGCGCCCACCCGCAGUAACGAUUCCAUGCUCAGAAACCUGCCUCAACAGAAAGCUCUUAUUUGGGAUUGUUAUCCCAUGUUGGGUCCCUCUUCCCUUUGGUUAUUGUAAGUGGGAAAUUUUCAGCUUGUAUUCCCUUGCGUUUUUUUUCCUCCCAAUCAUUUGCUUCUGCGGUUCCUUUCUGCCUGAUGGCGCAUUACUUUGCUCGGUGUGACCAGAGGCUCGGUAGCCCUGUUGUCUGUGUCACGUUGCUACUUGGUUUUUUCAGUCCUCUGAAAUAGAGUCAUCAAAUGGUUAUUUGUCUGAAUGUAAAAUCACGUAAAACUUCUUGUGGUCGCCUUCAAAGAAAACAACAGAAACACAACACUGCAAACCAGAGCGCUGAAGAACUUGGCCUCUGCUGCUGCCACAGUUACACAGGGAACCCCUCAGCCCCCCGAGGGCAGGGGGAGAGUCUGCAGUCCUGGCAUCCAGCCGCUUCUUUGGCAGGGUGGACACGGUCAGGGGCAGCGCACAGUGUCACGGCCUGGGGAAAUGUCACCAUCUGCUCACCCCACCCCAUGCCCUGUCAGGUCCCUGACGGUAGAGAGCAUUUGGCUGGUGGGACUGGAGGCCUUUUUGUAAUACUGCUUUCCUUCAAAGCCGAGGCUGGUGUCCUCAAGAGCCCAGGUGGGGCUCCCAUGGGUCAGCUACAGAACGUGUGAUUCACUUACCUCACUGCCUACAGAAGCCCUACUGCCAAAUCAGGCCCGGACAGUUCCCUAUUUUAACUGUUUUGAUGAUGAACUUCGAGAUCACCAGGUUGGCCGAUUGCAGCUGUGGCGGGAUAAGACCUCACUCAUCCGGUGACGUUCUGGAAAGUUUCUCUGGCAAAACUGGAAUCAUAGAUCUGACCAAAUGUCUAUUUUGUUUUGGAGUUCUGUUGCCUAUGAUUUUCCAUUUCUUUGUCUGUACAUAAAUGUCCAAACGCUGGACUCGGAGAGAGUGGAAGAGUCAGCCCUGUGUCUUGUCAUUGCACAAGGUGUGUGCUGAGUGACAGCAGCCUAAGCCAACGUGUGAGCGAAGACACUGGGAAGACGUACAGACCCAAAGGACCCAUAGUCACGGUGCUGGCUUUUUGGUCUCCUGUGAAGGACAUGGCCAAUUUGAGGCACUAAGUCUAGAAACAGCCUCCUGUGAGGCAGUGUAUGAAAAGGCAGCCUUCAGCCAUACUAGAGAUGCCAUUUUUGAAUAAUGUACCGUGGCCGUGUCCGAUGGAUGAGCUGUGGAGCUUGUCACAUGUGCAGGGACAGUGUUUCUAUCCGAAUGGAAACCAACAGCUUCUGGUUUCCAGAACAACCUCCAGAAAUAAACAUCUGAAACCCACUGGCAAUUACUAGCAAGUAUGCAGAGUAAACGUGUCUACAGUUGAGUAAAAUUUCUACAAGAUAUUUUUCAGUGAUUAGAAUGCAGGAACGGGCAGACAUUUCAAAACACCUGAAGUAUUUUUACUCAUUAAGUAUUUGUUAAAGAAUCACUGAGGUGCAUGAUUUCUGUACAUACCAACUGCUCUACGUUUACAAAGCCAAGAGCCCACACAGGUACCUGGCUGCCUGUGCUCAUGUGACAUGGUUGAGGAACAGGAGGUAAAUAAAGGAUCUUGCUGUAAACCAGAGUGAAAUGGUCAAGUUGUCUAUUGGGAAGAAGAUGUGACUUGGGCAGAAGCCCUGAGAGGGGCACACGUGUGAGUUCGAGGCUCUUGGUUUUUCGAUUGUGUCACAGUGACAUGGGGGACCCUAAAAGUGACCCAUAUAGUGAAUGAAGCAACAUGGAGUUCUAAAAUAAUGGGUGUGGGGCGGGAGGCCGGGGGGAACAAGCAAAUCUAUGGACUGCGGGUGUCCCCCUGGGCAAAGAGCAAGGACUUUGGCUUCAGGAAAGCUGAGGAUUUGGAACUCAGUGCCAGGAGCUCGUUCCCAUGCGACCUUGGGCAGGUUACGGAGACUCUGGGAGCCUGUUUGCUCCACUGUAGAGAUGGUACCUGGCACAUAAAGCAACGAUGUUGGUUCCCUUUCUGCGGUCCCAGUGAUUCUAAGCAGUUACAGAGAAAUAGGCGAGGAGGGAGGAUGGGUAAGGAAGAGACGAACACAUUUGGUCAGGCGUAGUGGUGGCCAGGGGAGCCACUGGCUCCUUUCCAUCGCCUGUGACUAACCACAGGGGGACAAGCAGGUCCCUCAGGAGCUGCUACAUUUUGAAUUGUUUCCCCUUUGUCUUAGAAGAGGGACAGGUGACCCUGGUGGCCUGGAACCUGAGGAGCAGCCUGGCUGCCGGGUGUUUUCCUCUGCACGCCUGCUCCCGGAGCUCAGCCCCGGCUGGGCUGCCACAGCAAACAAGGGAAGGGCACCACUCGGCGGGGGCCGCGAUGUUUCUCACUCCUAAAGUGUGCACUGCCAACUAAGCAACUGCCAAAGUCAUUUACAUGCUACAGCUAAGGCUGCGCAAGGUGACAGAGGAGCCAGCAUGCCCGCCCAGCUUCACAUGAGAAGCCCUUGCCUUCUACUCUGAGAUGGCCCGCAUCAGCUUCGAGGCCAGGCUGCACAAGGUCACAUCCCAGCUCUCCCAGGCACCUGCUCGUCAUCCCCCAGACUCACCUAGGUCGUCUGGGUCCUGAGCCCUUCUUUGGGACAGUGACCCCACUCAUAACACCGAGUGUCCUACAGAAUAUAGUGGAGGAAAGGAAGGUAAUCCUAACCCACUGACUUGGGCUGCACAAUACAGUCACCUGGGGAAUUUUUGAGAAAUACUGAUGCCCACACCCCACCCCCAAAGCAUUUUUUAUUUUUUUUUGGUCAAGGGGUGGGGCCCAGGUCCUGGUAUUUGUUUUAAAUCCUUUCCUGCCCUGAUUCUAAUGUGUAGCUGGGACUGAGGCAUGCUGCCCCGUGUGGCAAGAGAUGGCAAGGCCUUUGAAAUCAGCCAGCUCAAGGUUAGAGCCUGGGCUGUGUCAGACUCUAGGUGUGAUGCCAGGCAGGCCACCUAACCUUGGUCUCUAGGGGACGGCCAGUUUCCUUGCAAGACCAUAACAUUCCUAUUCUCAGUCCUUGGGUUUCCAGGACCUGAUCCAGCCUCAGUUGCAGAGCUGGGCUUAUGAUGCAGACCUGACCAAUCAGAGCCUUCCAAACUCCCACCCACUCAGAGAUUGGGUCAGGGCUGGACUUAUGAUCCAGACCUUGACCAAUCAGAAUCUUCCAAACUACUGGCCACUCAGAAAUUGGGUCAGGCCUGGGCACUCAGAUUGGUUCAGGGCCGGGUACAUGAUCUAAGUUCUUUUGCUGGGACCAUUGAGAAAGGCAACUUUUCACAGGGUGGAGGUGGGGAUCUAGUAUAAAGAAAAUCUAAGAGUGAAAGCCACAGAGAAAAACAGUCCCACCCUGUGGAGAUCAUCUGAGUGGUAACUAUAGCUUUUCCUGGAAUCAGCUCUACCUCUGGAUUUUUCAGUUACAUGAGCCAAUAAGCUCGCUUUUUAGUCUGAAGCCAAGUUUGCGUUGUGGUUUCUAUCCCUUGCCCGCCAAAAGUCCUAAUCCACUCUAUGAGCUUCAUCUAUAAAAAUGAGCCUAAUGCCUACUUUUCAGGCUUCAAGUAAGGUUUGAAUAAGAUAAUAUGUCAAUUUCUGUGUGGAUUGGACGUGCUCCACACAUAUUUUUACAUGUAAAUAGGAGAAGCAAAGGCUAAGUACAAAAUGCUGUUUUUAAGGACCAUCACAUCCUGCUACCAGCACCCUCUCCAGAACAUUUAUCUCCCCAGCUGAAUCUUGCUAACCAGAUGUAAACACGGAACAGGACAGAAUAAGGCCAUAUAUUUUCAAGCUGCAGACAGAUGGCAGUGAAAAUACUCAAGCAGAUUGUAGCAUUAGGUGGCAGGAGGCAACACACACACAGAUGGAUUUACUUUCUGCCUCCUCCCAGGCACACACAUUGGUCCUAACUUCUGAUUGCCUACCCUUCCCUCUUUCCCCACUUCUGAGGCCUUAGCCACCCCGGAUUCAAGGGGAGGGUGUUUCCUCCUGGAGUACAGAAUGCACUGUGCAUUCUAGGAGAUUCCUUCCCAUGCGUCAUUAUCCCACUAAUACGUGUGGCCACACUGGGGUAAGCAGGGACCAUUGUGCACAUUUUACAGGAGAAAACAGGCUCAGAGCGGGCAGCUGAUGUGAAAAAUGGCCGGAGGACGAGCUGGACUUAGAAGCCAAGGGUCCAAGCUUGAAGCGCAGCAGUCUUUUGAACAUUCAGGCCCCAGUCUGCAGAGGGACGCCCCGCACGGGGAUCCCCGAGGGAGGCUAUUCGCCUUCUCAGGACACUUGCACUGAAGUCAUUUUCAGAGGGUCCGCAGUCUGCCACGCCUUUAUGUACGGUACGUUUUCCUCUCCAUUUGAACGAUAACACUGAAAUUCAGAGAAGUCAAGUCACUUGGAUCCGUUUCCAAGGCAAUUCAUCGUGGAGCUGUGAUUGGAACGCAGAGCUCUGACUGAACAAAGCCCACGUGCCUUGAUGCCACAGGACGCAGUGUGGGCUGGCCGGGGAUGAAGGACACACACUCAGAUGAGUGUGUCAGUUGGUCAGCACACGGGAG